UGCCAACAGAUUUCGAUUUGCCGUUCAGUUCAGUUCGCUUUCGCUGUAGUUAACUAGCUCGCGUACCGUUUCCACAAUGCAGGAUCUCGAACUGUUGUCUAAAGUGUUUGAAAUACUGAAGUCCGAAAAAGUGUUCGAUUCAUCGUCCGAGGAUAUAAUUUUUCCGUUUAAAGAUCCUGAUAGUCUGAAGAGUAUCCUGAAUCUGGAGCUAAGCAAUGGUUCACCAAAGCUGAACUCCUCUACCCAGGAAGAUGUUUUACGGAAAAUCGUUCGCUACUCGAUUAAGACCGCUCACCCAAACUAUCACAACGAGAUGUACGCUGGGCCGGAUUGGUUAGGGUUGGCAGCCUCGUGGGCAACUGAUGCACUGAAUGCUUGCCAGUUUACCUAUGAAGCCGCACCGGUGUUCUCGUUGGUGGAAUCGUUCACCUUGGAAUACUUUUUGAAACUUUGUGGCUUCGAUGGUGGCGAAGGAGUUUUCUCCCCUGGUGGAUCGAUGACCAAUAUGUACGCUAUUGCUAUGGCAAGACAUAAGUUAGUUCCUGGUAUCAAAAGGCAUGGAAUGUAUGGCCAACAAAAGUUGAUAGUGUUCACUUCAGAAGACUCUCACUACAGUGUCACGAAGAGCGUCAACUGGUUGGGCCUGGGCGAGGAGAACGUGCUGAAAAUUAAAACAGACGACACGUCCCGUAUCGAUACGGUCGAGCUGGAAGCGGCAGUUGUGGCCUCGAUUGCCGAAGGAUCGAAACCACUAGUCGUGUCGGUGACGGCCGGGACCACGGUAUUCGGUGCGUUCGAUGAUUUGAAUCGCGUUGCCGACAUUUGCCAGCAGCACGGGAUCUGGCUGCACGUUGAUGCAUCGUGGGGUGGCGCAGCAAUUUUCUCCGAACGUCAUAAACCACUGCUCGCCGGGCUAGAGCGUGCAGAUUCCGUAUCUUUGUGUCCGCAGAAGAUGCUCGGAGCUCCCUUGCAGUGUGCGAUGUUCCUGAUGAAGCACUCCGGAUUGCUGGUGGGUUGUAACGCGUCGUGUGCAGAGUAUUUGUUCCAGAUCGAUAAAUACUACGACAUCUCGUAUGACACGGGUGACAUGAGUGUUCAAUGCAGCAGAAAGAUUGACUCGUUCAAAUUAUGGUUCAUGCUGAAGGCACGAGGCUCCAACUGGUUCGGUGCUUCCGUUGACAAUGCGAUGAGUUGUGCAGCGUAUUUCCAUGCAGCGAUCGCCACAAAUAUCUUCUUCAAACCCGUCCGUUCGGAGUAUCAAUUUACAAAUGUUUGCUUUUGGUUCAUUCCGAAACGACUCCAGUUGAGCUCUCCCGCUGAAGAAACCAAGGAGUGGUGGGCUGAAGUCUACAAGGUCACACUGGCUUUGAAGGAGAAGAUGGUGAAGAAAGGAAGCUUAAUGGUUAGCUAUUCAUCUUAUCCUCAGAAGAAUUUGGGAAACUUCUUCCGACUGGUGGUAAAAUGCGUUCCAGAGCCAACAAUUGCAAGAAUGGACUUUGUCAUCUCGGAAAUGAUAGCUCUGGGCUAUGAUAUGUAAGGCAGCGUCCAUUUAUUACGUAACGCUAAAAUCGAUAUAUUUAGACCCCCCUCCCCCCCUCCGUAACGCUUUUUUGUAUGAAAUUCUUAAUUUUUUUGUAUGGACCGUGACGCUUGGUCGUACUCCCUCCCCUCCCCCUAGAGCGUUACGUAAUUUAUGGACGGCGCCUAAUGUACGGCUAGAACAUUAUUUGCACAUAAGUGUGAGCUGAAUAAAUCACUUAUUCAGAACCAUGAGCGCUGACCUGCAGCGAUUGAUUGACCUUUAUCGAUAUUCUAUUUUGUUUAUAUCAGUGAUCCCUAAAAUGGGUGAAAUCAUCUUCUAGGGAAGCAACCUACAUCGAAGGGAGUAAAAAUUCAAAAAACUCGUAAUUGUGGGGCAAAAACUCCAACAAGGGAUCGAUUCCAAAAACCUGUGAAUAGUUGAAACCCUUAGAGCUUUAGGUUGGAAGUUAAACAUAAAUAAUAAGUAAAUGAUGGAAAUGAUUUUUGUGUGCAAAUAGUUUUGGGGUCACUAACUUGUAAAAUAAUGAGAACUGAUUUUCACGCGAUUUAAAAGAUUAAAAUGUUGUUUUGGAAGCCCAUACCCUGCUCAAAAUAUAUUCCGAGGGCAACAUCCGCUUGCCUGUGAGUUCGAGCUCAUUCUCACAAUUCUUCGGCGCGUACUAUUUUUAGCAGGCAAUAAUAUCAUAACGGAUUUGUUUGUUUUGUUUACCAUCUUCGAAGGCAAACUAGUCAUUACGCAAUACCAAUGCAUGUAGGUAUGCGCAUAAAUUGUAAGCACAUAAAAUCCGACGGUAACUACACUAGGUCUCAACCUUGUCUCUCAUACCUAUGUAGCUUUUACAUCUGUUUCAGUUCGUCUGUUUAACUACUUGUUGCGUUCCGAGUUCUUUACUCGUUUGUUUUGAUUAUGGUCCCCACCCACAUUCAACGACUGCUGUUCGCUAAUGAACCCUACAUCCCGACAUAAACAAAAACCGGCGUCAUCAUCCUGUGGGUCGGCGCGGCGGGUUGCUCCCGUCUCUUAGUGAUUGGGUGUUUGAGUCAACCAUAAUUAGUACCCUUCACUUAGUUCAAAUAUGUAUAGUAUAAGUGGAUGUAAGGAUAGCGGAAUAUGUUUUCUAUGUUCGUCUUUGGAUUUUGAAACUGAUGAUUAUCUAAUUGAAUGAUACUGUUCCUAUUGUAUGUCUAUUUUUUGUGAAUGUAAUUUCAAAUUCUGAUUUUCACGUUUUAAUCCUAUAAAACCAUAUUAUACAGAUUUUUAUUAUUCCAUACCAUUAUGAGAACUCAGCGAAAAGUGAUAAAACAAUGGAAAAUAGACAUAAUACAAUGGUACAAUCAAAGUUCCAGUUCAAAUGCAAUCCUCGGUAUAGUUUUUGUUUGUCAUUUUAUUUUGCUUGGGAUAGUGUAUGUGCAGAAAGGAAAGGAGUUGACCAUUGGGUUGCCUUAUGUAUCGACCAGCGAGGUUAAGCACAAGUAGCUACUUUUCUUUCGUCGUAAGUUGGAGAUGUGUCUGCGCAACUCCCCACAAUAUGUGUAUGGCGAACAAUGUCGAUUUUAGCGUUAUGUUAUGUAUUAAAUGUAUGCAGCCCAAUAGAAGAAAUUCGAAAAGUUAAAAGUUGGAGGUUUUUUAAAGAGGGAGUACGAAGUGGACUACAGAUCUCUGCCGUUUUUUGUAAAUAGAAGAUUGAGUCACCUACGUUGUCUCUAUAUCGGCUGAAACGCGAUGCAUAGGAGGUCCACGAUACUAUGUGGAUCAACCCCAAGUACUCCAAACCACAGGACGAAAUUAACGUUGAGGUAGUUGCGGUUAAAAGUACCAUGUGUCUCCAUUUCGUGCGCCAACCCAAGGUGGCAGUUGAGGAUAGCAGUGGUGCAGUGCUGCAGGAGAAGUGCUCCUACGAUAAGGUUAGGUUAAUAAUCUAGGUCAGGUUAAUAAAGGAGGUGGAGAUAGAAUUAGUAGAACGAGAAAUACAGAUUGUAGCACCGAAUAAUGUGUUGUACGUGAA
Molecule: messenger RNA, 3548 nt
Organism: Aedes albopictus (Asian tiger mosquito)
Lineage: Eukaryota; Metazoa; Arthropoda; Insecta; Diptera; Culicidae
Product: acidic amino acid decarboxylase GADL1
Exons: 8
Coding region: 77-1537 (486 amino acids)
Biological process (GO): carboxylic acid metabolic process
Cellular component (GO): cytoplasm
Molecular function (GO): carboxy-lyase activity; pyridoxal phosphate binding
Source: RefSeq, a predicted model, not a curated record